AUGUUUCGAAGAUCGACCAAUCCGAGCUCCAGAUCCUACCCCUACAACGAGGGCCCAUUUCAAUCGCCGCAGAACUCGGUUUCUCGAGCGUCGACCGUAUCGGGUUCCUCACGUGGGGCGGUUGUGGGCUCCAACAACCCCUAUACCGCUGCUGCCACGAGUAACACACGCUCUGGCAAUGGGACCUUCCCGGAAUUGGCUGCGCUGAGCCUCAACGACGACACACCUCCCCCACCGACCUACCAGACCGCCGUCAACCAGGGUUUUCGGCAGUCUCAGGAGCUGGAACGUCAUCACCCACCACCCCCACCUCAACUGGCGCCGAGGACUCCGGCCUCGGCUUCCUUCAACACCGGGGGCACGCAAGCGCACCAGCCCACUUAUGGCUCUCCAAACUCCCAACAAUACACCGAACACAUCAGAACGCCGUCGAUCGCCUCAUUGGACCGGAGAUCGAGCCUAGGAAGUGUCGCCGACAGUCCUUCGACUCUUGCACAGCCUUCAACGACCACGGGCUCUCUCGUCCAUCCAUCUCGAGUCGCCAGCACGUCUGCCCCCAAUCGUCGCUCGAGUAUCGAAGAUCCUCUCGCCCCAUUGGGCAAAUACGACCUCUGCAUCCUGUUGGACGACUCGCCGUCGAUGACGGAGCAUUGGUACGAAGCUCGGGAUGCUCUGAUCGGCGUCGCGGAGCGGUUCGUCAGAUACGACAAGGACGGCAUCGACCUGUGCUUUAUGAACAAUGACAAUCUCAAUCUCAAGAACGUGGUUGAUGCUUCGACUGUUCGGGAAGCAUUUGAGAAUAUUCAGCCAUUCGGGUCAACGCCGUAAGUUUGGGACCGAGCCAGAUCUUCACGGUCUUCCUGGUUCUUCGUCUAAGCCGACCUUCGUCUCUUGCUUUCUAGAACGGCCAUGGUACUAGACGACAUUCUACGCGACGUCGUCGACCGGAUAGAGGAUGCCAAAGCGGGCAAAGGCCCCAAAAUCAAACCCCUGAUCUGUAUCGUCCUAACCGACGGGCGAGCCGACGACACGGACGGGUUACGCGACCUACUCGUGGAAAUGGCCGGUCGUCUCGACGAGGUUAGGGCACCGCCAUUCCAGUUGGGCGUGACGUUCUUGCAAAUUGGUAGCGAUCCGGAUGCGACGCAGUUUUUGCAGCAGUUGGAUGAUGAUCUCAAAGCGGAGAGUGGGGUGAGGGAUAUCGUCGACACGUGAGCUUUACUCUUGCCUAUUUUCCAACCUUGUGGGUGUGAAUGUCGAGCUAAUGUCUUGUCACUCAUCUUUGGUAUAGAUUAACAUAUCAGGGUCAACUGACGCCGGAGUUCGUGCUCAAGGUGGGUUCGCAUACAUCGAGGUCAGACCCCUUCUCGUCUUGCCGGUCGCUGAUAUUUCCACUUUCAAUCACUCUCAAUCUUCUCGCAGGCCGCUCUCGGAUCGGUCAACAAGAGGCUUGACGGUUGA
Messenger RNA from Microbotryum saponariae, 1461 nucleotides. Lineage: Eukaryota; Fungi; Basidiomycota; Microbotryomycetes; Microbotryales; Microbotryaceae. The record is from the annotation of a GenBank genome assembly.